Molecule: messenger RNA, 2384 nt
Organism: Salarias fasciatus (jewelled blenny)
Lineage: Eukaryota; Metazoa; Chordata; Actinopteri; Blenniiformes; Blenniidae
Gene: gpc3
Product: glypican 3
Exons: 8
Coding region: 93-1853 (586 amino acids)
Biological process (GO): regulation of protein localization to membrane; positive regulation of canonical Wnt signaling pathway; cell migration
Cellular component (GO): cell surface; plasma membrane; extracellular region
Source: RefSeq, a predicted model, not a curated record
CGCGUCCGAACUUUUACCCUGCUGAAGUUCCCCUCCGCCGGCCGCGGUCGCUCCAUUUCUGCCCGGCUCGGUGAAGUUGCUGCGCUCAUGCCAUGGGCGGCUCGCCGGUGCGCGGUGCGCUCUUCCUGUGCGCCUUCCUGCAGCUGUUCCGGCUCCCCGGCGGACAGGUGCCGAACUGCCAGGAGGUGCGAGCGGUGUUCCAGUCCCUGCACCCGGGCUCCAAGUGGGUCCCCGAAACCCCGGUGUCAGGUGCAGAUCUGCAGGUUUGCCAAACCAAAGGUCCCACUUGCUGCUCCAAGAAGAUGGAGGAGCGCUAUCAGGUCGCCGCACGCGGCAACAUGGAGUCCGGCCUGCAGGUGGUCAGCGCGCAGCUCAAACGCCUCAUCAUCCAGAACGCCGCCAUCUUCCAAGAGGCCUUCGACCUGGUGCUGCGCCACGGCCGGAACUCCACGCUGGCCGUGCUCAAGUCCGAGUUCCCCGGCCUGGGAGGCGCCGCCCAGAGCUCGGUGGGCCAGCUCUUCCUGGACAUGUCGCUCUACAUCUUGGGCUCCGACUCCACGGUGGACCACAUGGUGGCGGCGCUCUACGGCCGCCUCUUCCCGCUCGCGUACCGCCGCCUGCUGGGCGGCGGCGCGGCGGCGUCGGCGUCCGAGGAGUGCGUGAGGGGGGCCUGGAAAGACUCGGGGGCGUUCGGCCCGUAUCCCAAGCUGAUGAUGACCCGGCUGUCCCGCUCGCUGCUGGCCACCAGGGUCUUCCUGCAGGCGCUGAACCUGGGCAUCGAGGUGGUCAACACCACCGACCACCUGCGGCCCGGCAGGGACUGCGGCCGCGCGCUGCUCCGGCUGUGGUACUGCCCGCACUGCCAGGGCAUGCUGGGCCCGCCGGCCUGCCGGGGCUUCUGCCAGGCCGUGAUGCACGGCUGCCUGGGGGGGGCGGCGGAGGUGCAGCCGCACUGGAGGAGCUACAUCGACGGGCUGGGGAAGCUGGCCGCCGCCAUGAGGGGCGAGCAGGACAUGGAGGCCGUGGUGCUCCGCCUGCCGUCCAUGAUUAGACUGGCCAUCAAGCACGCCGUGAACGCCCGCAGCCGGAUCAGCACCCUGGUGAGCGGGAUGUGUGGACAGACUCCUCAGCGCGCCUCCCGCUCCGUGGGAUCCCCUCCUCCUCCUCCACGGCCGGCGGCGGCGGCGGCGGCGGCCCGCGGCGCCCAGCCUCCGUCUCCGGACUCUGACGAGACCCUGGCAGGCCUCCGCAGGGACUUCAUCACCAGCCUGCGGGGCUUCAGCUCCUUCUACAGCGGCCUGGGGGAGGCGCUGUGCAGCCGGGAGCCCGCCCCCGCCAACGACUCCCUCUGCUGGAACGGGCAGGAGAUGACAGACAGGUUUCCCGGACCCGGCCUCAAACGGCUGCACCCCGCCUCCGAGUCCAGGAGCAACAAGCCCCCGGAGCCGGUCAUCAGCCAGAUCAUAGACAAACUCAAACACAUCAAUCAGCUGCUGCGGAUCGUGACGGUGUCCGAGAAGCGCUGGAGAGCCCGGUCGCGCGGAGCCGGAGCGGACGGGUGGGGGGACGACGCCGAGGACGGAUUCGCCAGCGGCGACUGCGACGACGAGGACGAGUGCACCGGGGUGUCGGGGCUCGGGCCGCCGCCCAGACGCAAGCGGCUACGCAUCUUCGCAGAUCUGUCUGAUAACCUGGCGGUGGACGACUUCACCUUCCAGGAGCAGCUGCUGACCCCUCGGCUGGCCACGGGCGGGGUCGGGGGAGCCUCCUCGCCCGCCGCCCCCCUGCGGAGGAGCGGCCCGGUUCUGAUGGGCCCCGCCGCGCUCACUGUGGUCCUGCUCCGUCUCCACUGACCCCGCUCCGCUGGCUCACCCCGUCACGCCGGGAUUCCCUCCGGACUGCGUCGACGGUGACAAACCCGCGCUGGUUCCAACCGCAGUGGCUCAUCAGUGGGAUUAAGAACCUUACAUUUCUUCAUUCCCUUCAAAAUAAAGCGGUUUCAUCUCAUUCAGAGUCAGCAGAUGUUUUCACCAAAGCACACGAGAAAAACCCUCCGAACUGUGUAAAUAUGAACCUUACCCACCAGUCCACUCCCACCACAGCUAUUUCAACCUGCUGCCCUUUAGCUUCACCAUCCUCUCUACAGCAACACCAUGAUGGAGAUCCACGCCAUUGGACGGCUUUGUUCUGGACCUGUAACUGAGGACCUAACACAAAACAGGCCUUUUCUUCUCAGAAUGCUUUGACUCUGAGUCUGCACUCAGUUAUUGCCCUGCAGGAACAAGCUGGACGGAGAAGAAGAAACCGACUGCGACUAUUUUUCCCGUCCGGGCUGUGAAUGAUCUCCUGCCAGCACUGGACCAAGAGCGGACUUUUUCUUCUUU